Messenger RNA from Miscanthus lutarioriparius, 1251 nucleotides. Lineage: Eukaryota; Viridiplantae; Streptophyta; Magnoliopsida; Poales; Poaceae. The record is from the annotation of a GenBank genome assembly.
AUGGCCGCGCCGCCUUCUCCUUCGUCCCCCUCCCCAUCCAGCGAGGUCGCCGUCCACAGAUUCAGUGGCACCAUGGAUGCAUCAUCAUCGCCCUCAAGGACCGAGUUGUUGACCAUGGUGAAGAAGCACUCGCAUUUGAUUGGGUGGACAAUUGUUGAUGCUGAGGAUGAUGCAUCAGAUGUGGGAAUGGAUGAUAAAUUCUGGCAUGAAAUGCUUGAUCUAUUCUUUGUGCGUGGCAGGCAAUCAAAAAGAAGUGAAGAGGAUGAUCUCGUCUUCUUUGUUAAUAACAUGAAAUUGCAUGGUUAUGGUUUUAAUGAUAACAUGGAAGAUCCGCCUCCUUUUUUUGUACGGAGAUGGGCUCCCACGCUUGAAAAGAUCAGUAUUAAUACAGUGGAGAUUGAUUGGGAGCGUUCCUUCUAUUUGAAUUUAAUCGCUCACACGUCAUACACUGUCACUGUUGCAAUAUUUGGCAUUGGAGAUCUUCACAACCGUGCAGCGAAAAGCAAACAGUCGUGUCCAGUUUAUAAGGUUACAAAAACUGUGUACGCGUCCCCUAGCCGUGUAAAUUUUCAUCUUGACCGAAGGAAGGCUGUAGAAACAGUACCUGCAUAUCCCAACAUCUUUUUCUCAGUAGACGACUUUGAUGAUACUUUUGAUGCUGUGGUUUUGUCAGAUCCUGAACACUGCUAUUGUGUGAUUCUCAACGCACAUGAUGGGGCAGCAUUUCCUGAAGAAACCGAGUCCAAGAGUCCUGUUUCAAAUAUACAGCCUGGAGUUAGCUGUGGGACUGCCCAAGAAAAACCACCAAAGAGAACUCUCUUCUCAGGUUAUGUGAGCUACCAAAACGUCCGUGAGGCUUAUGAUGCUGGCAGAUCAAAAUUUGGGAGCUUCUUCUCACUUGGGCAUGACCACAAUAAGCUUGACAGACUUUUUAUGAGGGGCCCAGAGGGACGUGGAGAGGUGGAAGUAGCUGUCUCUAGCAUUGCAGACCAGAGCCGUGAGAAGUCAAAGAAAGAUCCAGGAGAUAGCUUUCGGGUCCUUGUUCACAAAGCAGCUUCUGCUGCAUCAAAGCUAGCAAAGCAUGCUUAUGAGUCUGCAUCUGCUAAUAAACAAAUGUACAAUGAGCUUGUGCCUCUGAAGUGCUGCUUGAUGUCUGUGUCUCUUCCUUGGGACUACAUUGCCCAUGAUCUUUUGCACAAGCUUUACGCUAUGAUGAAGUUCGUCACAAGAAAUGUCGACUUAUAUGCUUAA